AUGUAUUGCUUUCCGAAUAUGACCCAGCGUUCGGACCCGGCCUUUCAACGCAGAAUUGAAGACGCUCUGAGAGAAAUUGACGUCUAUAAGAUCAAUGUGUCCGAUCUAUAUGAACUCUUCCGCGAGAACCGUGAUGACGUCUUAAUGCACAGCGACAUUUAUGACAACAUUCGGAACACCGUGGACCAGAGCUUGGUCACCUUGGAGAGGGCGAAAGAACUUGUCGAUAAGCAGAGAGUGAAGAGUGCCUCUCGCUGGUGGAGAAAAGGUACCAUAUCAAAGAAAUGGAAGGAUUAUGAACAGUUACAGCGAGUGAUGGAAGAGAACAAUGGCAAAGUGCAGGACCAUCUUCGACAGGUGCAGGAUAUGGUCAAAAACAAAAAGCCUGCUUCUUUCGACCUAUUCGCCCCCCGACCCUACAACACAGUACCUUUUACUGAACCUUACGAUGAGGGUUGA
Fusarium vanettenii 77-13-4 is the source of this 459-nucleotide messenger RNA. RefSeq lists its product as uncharacterized. Lineage: Eukaryota; Fungi; Ascomycota; Sordariomycetes; Hypocreales; Nectriaceae. The record is from RefSeq and is a predicted model, not a curated record. The transcript has a single exon. The coding region runs from base 1 to 459 and encodes 152 amino acids.